AUGAAUCGUGGUGAAUGUGUUAAGUGGAAAAUAAAUGAUCAUGAUAUAAUAUUCUGGUGUGGUGAUAUGAAUUAUCGAGUUUCUCAACCUAAUGAACAAGUUCGUAAUGCAAUAAAUGAAUUCUCAACUGUUCCUCUACAAGAAAAAGAUCAAUUACGUUGUGAAAUGAAAUUAGAUCAUGUUUUUACUGGUUAUUAUGAGCCACCUAUUAAUUUUCUACCAACAUAUAAAUUUGAUAUAAAUACGGAUAAUUAUGAUACAAGUGAACAAAUACGUACAUCAUCAUGGGCUGAUCGUAUAUUAUAUCGUUCAAAACGUUUAAAAGUUCUUAAUGAUAAUCAAAAUGAAUUAAAAACAAUUCAAACAAUACAUUAUUCAUGUGCAACAAAUAUUAAAUUUAGUGAUCAUCGUCCAGUUAGUGGUUUAUAUUUAGUUGUUACUAAAUAUGAAUAUGAUGAAAAACGUUCAAAUCGUAUUCGUGACGAAUUAAUACGUGAAUUUGAUCGUAUAGAAAAUGAAUCAAUGCCAACAAUUAAAGUACAUCCACGACCUCCACAAAUUAUAUUUAAUCAUAUACGUUAUUUAGAUAAACCAAAUUAUUCAUUAACUAUUAAAAAUAUUGGUGAAUUGUACAUUGAUAUACUUAUUUUACAUGUUAAAAAUGGUGCUGAUACAUUUAUUACAUUAGAUAUAACAUUAGAUAAAGGUCCAUUUGGUUUAUCAUUAGAAAAAUAUCCAUGUACAUAUUAUGAUAAUGAAAAUAAAAAAAUAUAUUUAUCCAUAUGA
Messenger RNA from Rotaria sp. Silwood1, 786 nucleotides. The record is from the annotation of a GenBank genome assembly. NCBI's taxonomy places the organism in Eukaryota, Metazoa, Rotifera, Eurotatoria, Philodinida, Philodinidae.